This is a messenger RNA of Salvia miltiorrhiza (redroot sage), 3901 nucleotides long. Its product is annotated as probable LRR receptor-like serine/threonine-protein kinase At2g16250. Gene Ontology annotation, biological process: hormone-mediated signaling pathway; protein phosphorylation. The record is from RefSeq and is a predicted model, not a curated record. NCBI's taxonomy places the organism in Eukaryota, Viridiplantae, Streptophyta, Magnoliopsida, Lamiales, Lamiaceae. Gene Ontology annotation, cellular component: plasma membrane. The coding region runs from base 772 to 3498 and encodes 908 amino acids. Gene Ontology annotation, molecular function: ATP binding; protein kinase activity; protein binding. The transcript has 4 exons.
GAACUCCAAUUUCAUUAAACCCAAAAAAGAAAAAUCUAAAGAGCAUCAAAUGCACAACUACAUGAGCGAGAAAGUACAAUGAUUCGUGGCCGAAGAAGCUCAGUCACCGCAGUAAGGUAUAGAUCCAUCCGACGUCGUCUCGAGCACACUUAGUCUCGGAAUCCGAAUUCGCGAUCCAUAUUCAAACACGACCCGACCCGUCAGAAGCUGUAUCAGGCACCGCCGGCGAGUGUUGCAAAGUUGAAGAGAGAGAAAGAGAUAAAGAGAAAAGAAAAAGGAAAGCUUUUACUGCGCAGCAGUGUUAAUUAGAGAGAGAGACUAUCCAUUACUAUUACUGACUAUUCUGCAUUUCAGUAAAAUCACAACCCGAUUUUCUCCUCUCCCCACCUAAAACCCAAACGAUUUGACUUGUUAUAUUAAAUCCCCUUUCUCUCUCCUCCGUCGUCGACUGAAGCAAACUGAAAGAGGAGAAGACAAUCAGGAGAGAGAAAGUGAAAAGAAUAUACUAUAGAGCUCUGAAGGGGAGAAUCACAUCACAACUUCUUCGGAUUCACUUUUUCUCAUCAUCCAUAAAGGUGAGCUCCCCAACAAAGCUUAUUUCUUCAUUUAUUUAUCGUAGCUUUUCUCGAAUGCCCGCCAAGAUUUAGACCAAAAUGCAUACGCGCACAAUUCCUGACUUCCUACACUUGCAAACGAUGCUUGAAUGUAUGUACACGCGCAUGAAUGUGAGAGGAAAAAUUUCUCGUGAAGCUCCAUGAGGUUUGAGCAGAAAUGGUGGAUCGGUGGAGCAGAGUAGUUUACAUUUGUUCAACUUUGUUGUUUUUGCUGUUUGGUUGCACAGUUGAGCAGCAAUUCCUGAUUUCUAGGCAGGAGAGAUUGGCUCUGCUUCAGUUGAGAUCUUCAUUAGGGUUGAGGACUAGGGAGUGGCCGAUAAAAUCCGACCCGUGCACUAAUUGGGUCGGUAUCCAAUGCAGCAACGGCAGCGUUUCGGGAAUCAACAUCUCAGGGUUCAGGAGAACUAAGAGGGGAAGUCAAAACCCUCGAUUUUCAGUUGAUGCCCUUCGGAAUUUGACCCUCUUGGCGUCGUUCAACGCCUCAAAUUUCGCCCUCCCCGGCCCGAUUCCGGAGUGGCUGGGGCUGGGGGUUGCCUCCUUACGAGUGCUUGAUCUUAGGUCUUGUUUGAUCAAUGGCUCAAUUCCAUCAACUUUAGGCAAUUUGAGUAGCUUAGUUGAGCUCUAUCUCUCUAGCAACGCUCUUGAUGGUGCCCUUCCCAUGAGUUUAGGCCAGUUGGAUGGGCUGUCUGUGCUUGAUCUCUCUAGGAAUGCACUUACUGGCUUGAUUCCGGUGGCUUUUGGUGAUCUCCGGAACCUCACCGUGCUGGACCUGUCGUUGAAUCAUUUGUCUGGGGAGAUUCCUCCUGGGAUUGGGACAUUGUCGAUGUUGAGGGUUCUAAAUCUCUCGGGGAAUAGCUUGUCAUCUUCGAUACCUCCACAGCUCGGUGAUCUUUCUAGUUUGGUUGACCUUGAUCUCGGAUUCAACUCUCUGUCGGGGUCUGUGCCCCUAGAUUUGAGGGGUCUGAGGAGCUUGCAACGGUUGAUAGUCGGGGACAACUUGCUCUCGGGGCAGUUGCCUGAGAAUUUGUUGCCUGCUUUGACUCGCCUGCAGUUUUUGGUUUUGGGCAGGAAUGGCUUCGAUGGUGGCGUUCCUGAUCUGCUGUGGUCGUCUCCCUUGUUGCAAGUCCUUGAUUUGUCCGUGAAUAACUUCACCGGAACGCUGCCAAUGAAUGUCAGUGCAAGAGUUAAUAGUACUAGUAGUGCCGUAGCUAACAUCUCUCACAAUUUGUUUUAUGGAAAUAUUAGUACACCUGUAGUUAGGCGGUUCGAUUUUAUUGACAUGUCAGGGAAUUAUUUCGAGGGUCUGGUUCCUGUAUCUGCACGUGGCAGCACGUCACUUGGCACGAACUGCCUCAGAAAUGCGACUAGUCAGAGGAGCAGGAUGGAAUGUGCCACAUUCUAUGCUGAGAGAAAUUUGGUAUUUGACAAUUUUGGUGAGCCGAGCGCCCCUCCUUCGCCUCCUCCAAAACCCGACAAGAAGAAUCACAAAGCUGUCAUUUUGGCUUCUGUGUUUGGAGGUGUUGGACUCGUGGCACUUGUUAUAUUUAUCAUUGUGUUGUGCAUUAUAUGCAAGCGCAAGAGUGGCACGCCUAACCAGAGAGAUAUUAGUGUAGGGCCAGUUCCAGCUGGUGGAAGCCCUCCUCCACCUGGCGCAUCAUUGAAUUUUUCGAAUCUUGGAGAUGCAUUUACAUACCAGCAGAUUCUCCAAGCCACAGGUGAAUUCAAUGAUGCUAAUUUAAUGAAGCAUGGCCAUUCGGGCGACCUUUUCCAUGGAAUGCUUGAAGGUGGGAUUCAUGUAGUGGUAAAGAAGGUGGUUUUGGAUUCAUCGGUCAAAAAGGAAUCUUACAUGUCGGAAUUGGACCUAUUUGGCCGAAUCUCCCAUCCUAGAUUGGUACCCCUCUUAGGGCAUUGCUUGGAGAAUGAGAACGAGAAGUUUCUUGUUUACAAACACUUGCCAAACGGGGACCUGUCUAGUUCUUUAUUCAAGAAAACAGAUUCAGAAGAUGGUUUACAGUCACUGGAUUGGAUAACCAGACUCAAAAUUGCGAUUGGAGCUGCAGAGGGUCUUUGUUACCUACAUCACGAAUGUGUUCCACCACUUGUUCACAGGGAUGUCCAAGCCAGUAGCAUCCUUCUUGAUGAUAAAUUUGAAGUACGAUUUGGAAGUUUGAGUGAGGUUUGUGCUCAAGAAGGUGAAAUUCAUCAGAAUCGGAUCACAAGGUUGCUGCGCUUGCCACAGACGUCGGAUUCAGGUGCUUCAGGUACGCCGAACGCAAUAUGCGCGUACGAUGUAUACUGUUUUGGGAAAGUUUUGCUCGAGCUCGUCACCGGUAAGCUGGGCAUCAGCUCGUCCUCGGAUGUGGCCAUGAAGGAUUGGUUGGAAAUGACAUUGCCUUACAUCAGCAUAUAUGACAAGGAACUCGUUACGAACAUCCUGGACCCAUCGUUGAUUAUAGACGAGGAUCUACUCGAGGAGGUCUGGGCCAUGGCGAUCGUCGCCAGGUCUUGCCUGAACCCGAAGCCCACGAGGCGGCCGCUAAUGCGAUACAUCCUAAAAGCCCUAGAAAACCCUCUCAAGGUGGUGAGGGAGGACAACACGGGCUCCGAGCGGCUGAGGACCGCCUCGUCAAGAGGGUCGUGGAACGCCGCCCUAUUCGGCAGCUGGCGGCACAGCUCUUCUGACGUGGCGAACAUACCGGCCGCUCAGAAGAUCGAAGGCACGAGUAGUUUCAAGCAGUCGGGGACGACGGGGUCGCAAGGGAGUGGCCCGAACGGCGACGGCAACGGGCACUCGUCUUCGGCUAGGCGGCACUCGAAGGAGAUAUUCCCGGAACCUUUAGACGAAGAGGAUGUCGACGUCGGGAGGAGAGUGAACGAGGAUUAGGGUUCGGAAAUCGGAGGUUAUAUUGUUGAUUCUUUGGCAAUAACGUGGAUGUGUUGCCCCAUGUACAUUCUCCUCUGCCUUGGGGUGGCAUUGGCAACCCACCAUUUUUUUGUUGCUCAAUUGUUUGCAGGUUUAGGCACAGUUUCUCUCUCUUCUUUCUCUCUCUCUGCAGGGGUUGGGUAGUUGUGGUUCUUUGUAUGUUUGAAGGCUUCUUUCUGGGUAGACAAAACCACAUAUAUUUUUUUUUUGUUUUUAUUUAUGUAAGUUACAUCUUUCAACAUUGGUCUUUUUUUGGUGAAUUGUAAAUUAAUUGCUCCUAGAAGUUGGGAGGAGAAAAGAACCAACUACAAUUUUUUGGCCUACAUAAAUCCAAGGCUGGAAUCGAGAUUAUUGUGAUUGUUUA